Molecule: messenger RNA, 537 nt
Organism: Colletotrichum abscissum
Lineage: Eukaryota; Fungi; Ascomycota; Sordariomycetes; Glomerellales; Glomerellaceae
Exons: 4
Coding region: 1-537 (178 amino acids)
Source: RefSeq, a predicted model, not a curated record
AUGCCGUCAUCUCGCGUCAAGCGCCUUGUGUUGAUUUACACAACAGACUCCCUGGAGGACCGUUAUGAUAUAAUUCGCGCUAAUGCCAGCAUAGCCCUUGUCCGGCAUCGCAAGAACAGCACAGUCGCGGUGUUGCGCUCGACUCGACUAGGCAAUUUGGAUCUCGUCCACCACAUUCUCCAUCCUAACAUUGCCACAAUCCAUGCCAUAUUUCUGAACGAGAAGAAGAGUUACGUCAUUUACGAACAUCUCGAACUUCUCGAUGGUAUUCAGCAUCUGAUCGCCAAUGGCGUUCCGUUCUCUGCAGACAGCGUCCAAGUCUCCCUGUUAGGAAUAGUGAAGAUAGUGUUGAACAUCGGCUUUCGACCUUGUGACAAUUUGGUGGUGGAUCAGCACUACUGGGCCACCGUCUGUACUGAUAACGUAAAUCUGGAAAGGCGUCCCCUCAUGAGCUACCGUGAGUUAGAGUUCUUUUCAGUGCUUAGACGCGGAACACUGCCGGAUCGAUCUGAUCUUUACUCGCUGAUGUUCACGUGA